AUCAAAUUAAGCACUUCAAAUAAGAAUGUCUGCUAAAUUAGUUUCAACAUACCAAGCUCAAACCCCAAAUGGCAGAAGUACUCCUGAUGUUAAUCGACGUUCAGCUAAUUAUUCUCCCAGCAUUUGGGGCGAUCAUUUUCUGUCAUAUGCUUCUAUGGAAACUGCAAGCGAUGAAAACGAGCAACGGGUCCAAGAAUUGAAGGAAGAAGUGAAGAGGAUGCUUAUAAUGGCUCCAACUUCACAAGAAUUAAAUUUAAUUGAUGAAAUUCAACGCUUAGGAGUGUCCUACCAUUUUGAAAAUGAGAUUCACCAAAUGCUGCAGAAAAUUCACAACUCUUCCUAUGAUGACCAAGAAAAUAAUGAUGAUGAUGAGCUUUACACAAUAGCUCUACGUUUUCGAUUGCUUAGACAACAAGGUUUUGAGGUUUCAUGCAAGAUGUUCAGCAAGUUCAUCGACGUUGAUGGGAAAUUUAAGAGAUCACUUGUCACUGAUGUGGAAGGAAUUUUAAGCUUGUAUGAAGCCACACAUCUUAGGACACACGGAGAGGAUAUACUAGAAGCCGCCCUGGCCUUCACUACCACUCAUCUUGAGUUGGCAGUAACUGCUGCACAGGGUGGUCUAAGUCCACCACUUCUAAAACGAGUAACUCAUGCCUUAUACCAGCCACUGUGGAAGGGCUACCCAAGGCUAGAAGCAAGGCGCUACUUGUCUUUCUGCCGGGAACUAAAAAGUUCAGAUAUCAAUGAAACACUCCUGACUUUUGCGAAGUUGGAUUUCAAUCAAUUGCAGCGAGUCCAUCAAAAAGAACUAAGUUAUAUCACAAGGUGGUGGAAGGAGCUGGAUUUUGUGAACAAAUUACCUUUUGCAAGAGAUAGAGUAGUUGAAAGCUACUUUUGGGCUUUAGGAGUCUACUUUGAGCCCGAAUAUUGCUUUGGUAGGAUGACAUUGUGCAAAAUUGUCGCCUUAAUCGUGGUUCUUGAUGACGUUUAUGAUGUGCAUGGCACACAUGAAGAAUUAGAGCUUUUUACUGAAGCUGUUGAGAGGUGGGACAUCUCUGCAUUGGAUCUACUACCUGCAGAUUACAUGAAAAUCUGUUACCAGGCACUCUUGGACAUCUACGCUGAUAUUGAAAAUGAGCUUGAGAAGGAGGGGAAGUUGUAUCGCAUCCACUACGCCAGAGAAUCAAUGAAAGUUCAAGUCAGAUCUUGGUUUCAAGAAGCCAAAUGGUUCCAUGAGAAAUACACUCCAACGUUGGAUGAAUAUAUGUCAGCCGCUCUUUCCACAACCUAUUUCAUGAUGGCAACCACAUCCUUUGUUUUAAUGGCCGGAGAUAUUGUCACAAAAAAUUCCUUGGAUUGGGUGUUCACCGACCCAAAGAUGGUAAAGGCUUCAUCAACAAUAGGCAGACUCAUGGAUGACUUGCAAUCCCACAAGUUUGAGCAAAAGAGAGGACAUGUUGCCUCAGCUAUUGAAUGCUACAUGAAAGAACAUUGUGCCACAGAAGAAGAAGCAACAAUCGAACUUACUAAACAAGUGAAUAAUGCAUGGAAAGACAUGAAUGAAGGAUGGCUCAACUCCGCCGGUGCUACUAAUGUCCCUAGGCCACUAUUACUGCGCAUUAUCAACCUUGCACGUGUGAUCGAAGUUAUAUAUAAGCAUGAAGAUGGAUUCACUCAUGCUGAAACUGGGCUUAAGGAUAUUAUAACGUCUCUGCUUGUCGAACCUGUACCUAUAUAA
Molecule: messenger RNA, 1738 nt
Organism: Rosa rugosa (rugosa rose)
Lineage: Eukaryota; Viridiplantae; Streptophyta; Magnoliopsida; Rosales; Rosaceae
Product: (-)-germacrene D synthase-like
Exons: 7
Coding region: 26-1738 (570 amino acids)
Biological process (GO): diterpenoid biosynthetic process
Molecular function (GO): magnesium ion binding; terpene synthase activity
Source: RefSeq, a predicted model, not a curated record